AUGAGUGGUUGUGGAUCUCGAGAAAAAGAAUUAAGAGAGAAGGUAGGAUUUUCUUAAAGCAGUUAAGACUAUGCAAUAAAAAAAUUUAGUAAUAUGACAAAACAAAAACCAUUAUAUUUUUAAUUUUUAUAAAUGGAAUAUAGAAGAAUAAUUUAGUUUUGGGAUUUUAAGUAAUAUUUUACAGAGAAUCCUGUGUUAGCAUAAAACUCUAUAUUUUUAUAAGAAAUUAUGGUGGAUAAAAUUAUGUCGAAACUCUUACAUUGUAUUCCUGAGUUUAUACUGAUAUUUCAGGAACUAAAGGAAAAUUUAUAUUCUCUAUCCAUCCAAAAUUCAAAAUAUACUCACCUAAUAGUUAAUAAUAAAGUAAGUUUGCAUUACUAGUUCCAAUUAUUACAAAAAGAUAAAAGUAAACUUUCCAUUCACCACUUAGAUAAGGACCAAAAUAACCUGGUUUAGGUGUAGGAGGUAGUGGAUAUGAACAUAAUAGAAUUUGGAUAGAUGGUAAAUAACUAUAAGCAAGUAGACUUGUGGAAGAAGACAAAAAAAUUUAAAGUGGUUCAAUAUUAUUAUCAAAAAUAUAUUUCAUUUAAAUUAAUUCCUUUUUUAUUUGAAGAUCACAUUUCCCCCCUAAUUUCUAGUAGACUCAAGGAUAGCACUUAUUUAUAAAUCAAAUUAACUCCAAAUUUGUUAAUCUCAUUAUUAAGAAUACAUAAUUUAAGUGCUUUUAUAAUAGAGAACCGUUAUAGUUAUUAACAUUUAAUAACAUGA
Molecule: messenger RNA, 768 nt
Organism: Paramecium primaurelia
Lineage: Eukaryota; Ciliophora; Oligohymenophorea; Peniculida; Parameciidae
Source: the annotation of a GenBank genome assembly